Molecule: messenger RNA, 4108 nt
Organism: Salvelinus sp. IW2-2015
Lineage: Eukaryota; Metazoa; Chordata; Actinopteri; Salmoniformes; Salmonidae
Source: RefSeq, a predicted model, not a curated record
AUGGAUUGGUUUAGUUGACUCUCAGGUGCAGUGUUCUGUUUGGUUAUAACACCUUUCAGACCGUUGUCUUGGGGAGCUCCGUUACAACGAACCCUGACACCGUUUAUUGAUUUAUGCAUCCACAUAACCUUUCAAAUUUUGAUUCCAUCUUCAUUCGAUAAUCAAUAGCUUACACUUAACCCUACUAAAUCUGAUCUUUAGCUAAACUAGUAAGCCCCGUUUCAUUACUGAAUAAACUAUUUCCUUUAGCGGUCUAUUAUCUUAAAAGUAUGACUGUAAACCUUUUUGUUAAAAAAAAAAGCUGCUUGCAAUCUUGCAAAUUUCACUAAAGCAGUGCAUGGAGUUUGUAAAAUAAGGUUGUGUGUUUUCACGAUGACUACUUCUCCCCCUCCUGCCUGUUCCCUGUUUGCUUGCUGUUUUUCUGUCCUCCAGUGAAGAUGCAGGAACCAUCUUCUUCUGCUCUGACCCAACCAACAGAACCCRGAUGAUGUUCUAGAAGCUGUUCUAGAACAGUUUGACGCAGAACUGAUUUGAAAAGUGUUUCAGUGRGAAAUAGACUGGAAACUGACCAAACCGAUCAAUGGCAGAAAUCCAGUCUGCUUUCCAGUUUGAUUACUACUGUCCAUAGCCCUMUCCCAGGGCGAYCCAGAGAGAAGACCAGCCAGUAACCCUCCUGUGUGUUUCUCCUCUCCAACUCUUUCAGCUUUGCGUUGCUAUUGGAUCGUUGCGCUGCUCRCCUUUCCYGCCCGCUGAAUCCGAUUGGAGGGCUGGGAGUUGGGAUCCCMCCCCCGCAGAGCCUCCCUGCAGCUGGCCCAGCUCAAAGACCAGCUCGUUACCGCUGCAACCGCCACUUCUGCCGACACUCACCCCCAUCCACCUCCUCUCGCCCCCCUCAUCAACCUUCUCAAAGCAGCAGCUACCGUCAAUAACAUGUCCCGUCCCCAAUAUAACCCCUUGGGGGAUCAGUACUCUUCACAGGCCAAGAGAACUGCCGCCCAGAUGGGGCAGUACGGACUCACACAAUCCCAGGCCGGAAGGGACCCUCUGGGGGCCUCCCGCCUUGGUCUGGGGUCUGGUGGUGGUGGUGGUGGUGGUUCCUCCGGCCAGGGAGGCAUGAUGUCCUCGAUGGUGUCCCAGCAGAUGGGGUAUGACCUGGGGCAGAGAUCGACCGGGAUGACCCCGGAGUUGGAGACCUCCAUAGACCACCACAUCCGCGGGGCCAGAGAGGAGGUGAGGCUGCUCAGCCAGUUGAUGCAGCAGAAUAAGAACSCGCAGGUCUCCCUGGACGCCCAAGACCUUCGCCUAAGUCACGACCCCAUGGACGAGCUCUCGUCUGGGGGAGGGCUGGGCGGUUACARCCCUGGCCGGACCUCCAGKGACCAGCAAGGUUCCAUGGACUCCUGGUCUGGCUACCUGACCCAGUCUGCUUCCUCCAAACWCUUCUCCUCCGCCCMUCCUCAGUACCAAAGCCAAACCUCUGGGUUUGGAGGUGCGGGAGUGCUGGGGUCCACCUCAAGGGGUUCCGAGACUCCCAUGAGCGCAUCGUCCGCAGCCUSUCYUCCAGCCCGGUACACYUCCYAGUCCGCCAGCAGCAUCCUGGCGAGUUUCGGCUUGUCCAACGAAGACCUGGAGCUCCUCAGCCACUACCCAGACGAUCAACUGACCCCAGACAACCUGCCCUUCAUCCUCAGAGACAUCCGCAUCCGUAAGGCCAAUAGAACUAUGGGUGUGGACCGUCGGCUCAAGGUAGGCGGUGGACCUGGCCCAGGGUCCGACCGCGGUGGUGGAGGACUGAGCAAAGUGAUCGAUUACGAACAUUAUAGUGCCACUAACUACGACAGUUAUGAUGAUGGCGAUAAUGGUCAACCCGAUAAUUACGGCGCGCGCAAUCCGCUCACGAAGGAGACGUCAAAAUAUGACAUGGUCAGAGACUCGUUGGUUCCUCCUCCCUCGACACCCCCCAUGUGGCCUUCCUUAUUCCCCAUCAUGAACCCGUCGAUKCCACCUCCUGGUCAUGUUCCGGUGACUGUUCCUCCGCCCCGGAUUGGUCCGAUGCCUUCCUUGCUCCAGCAGAGGAACCUACCUCCCCCGAUGAUGAUGAUGAUGAUGCCGAAGAGGUUACCGACUCCGACCAUGAUGAGUGAUUACUCCGCUGCUUCUCCCAGAAUCUUUCCUCAUACCUGUUCUCUCUGUAACAUAGAAUGUUCCCAUCUAAAGGACUGGAUCGAGCAUCAAAACACCAGCCUCCACGUUGAGAACUGCCGUCUACUCAGGAAAUCGUCGCGCUCUAGGAGCCAUGAGCGGGAGAGAACGAGGAGGAGCAGCCUGCCCAAGUCUAACAGUGCUGAGAGACUGGCCAAGAAACUACUGGAGUCAUCUGCUGGCCUCUCCCUGACUGAGAACACCAGUCUAGAAGUGAUGAUGCAGUCCCUGGCCCCCGCGCUCCUGGCAGAGCUCGCCAAGAAGAAGGGAGCCGGCUCCUCCUCCAAGGGAGGUGCCUCUCGGAAAACUGAAACGGGAACGUCCAAGUCGGGAAGCAAGCUAGGAUCUGGAAGGUCGUCAACCAGGAAGUCCUCCUCUCCCUCCAAAUUGUCCAGCUCCACUUCUUCCAAGAAAGGGCCAGUUACUACCUGGCGGGCGGGGUUACUACCUGGCGGGCGGGCGGGGUUACUACCUGGCGGGCGGGCGGGGUUUACUACCUGGGCGGGCGGGCGGGGUUACUACCUGGCGGGAGGGCGGGGUUACUACCUGGCGGGCGGGGCGGGCGGGGUCACUACCUGCGGCGGCGGGGUCACUCCUGGCGGGCGGCGGCGGGGUCACUGCCUGGCGGGCGCGCGGGGUCACUGCCUGGCGGGCGGGCGGGCGGGUCACUACCUGGCGGGCGGGCGGGGUUACUACCUGUGGGGCGUGCGGGGUCACUACCUGGCGGGCCGGCGGGUAACGUCCACCCACAGGGACCGCAGCAGCAAGGAGGUUCACGGACCUCGUCAACGGCGUCGCUCCUACCUCGACUCGCUGUCUCUGAUCGACAGGAUCUAUUUUGAGAUGGAYUCUUCGUCGGUGGCGAUGGCAGUGUGUCUUCAUUUCCAGAAGUCCCCCUGUGUAGUUCAGAACAAACCUCUGAAGGUCAACAUGCUGGGCGAGGUUAAACAGCCACUGCAGCCCCCAGCCCAGAAGACAUCUGUUGUCAGCACCAAAGCCAAAGAACCGAUCAAAGGCAAGAAGCCUGAGCUAAAGGUGUGGCAGCACCAGUUAAACCUGUUACGUCCACAACCACUACUACAGCACCAUGCUGCGGUCUCAUCUCUCAGCUGUUACUCCACAACCACUACUACCAGCACCAAUGCUACGGUCUCAUCUCUCAGCCUGUUGCUGUGGCUACCAAGCAACCGGGUGACGACGUCAUCGUCGCGAGGCCAAGCAGCCAGGAAGUGACGUCGCGGUAAUGAAUUCCGACGGAAGGCAACGGUGGCGAGUCUGGAGGAAAAGAGGGUGGGAUUUCCUCGACAAAAGAUGGGAAGAAGAAGAACGGCCAUCUCCCGAAGAGGAUGGAGGGAUGAAAACUGAGGAGGCAAAAGAAAAUAAGGAAGACACUGCGACCGUCGACAUCGUCGUUUCCGCCUCUUACCUACGGUUGCCGUGUCCGCUCCCGAGGAAGAGGUCGCCAUGGACCCAGAGCACGGCGGCGUCGCCUCGACCAAUGAGAUUGCAGCGAACCGAACAGGUCCCACAACAGGGCAGUGAUGUCAUUGCGUUGGUUAGUGAAACGUGACGACUGUGGCCACAAAAGCCUUGUCUGAUCUCCGCUGUGGAGGGAGCUAAUAACGUCGCCAAUCCGUCGACUCUGACACCGUUGCCGCUCUUGUACCGGCACAAACACCGGCCCCUGUCCCGGUAGAGUUAAUGUUGAAGAAACCUCAGGACUUUCCUCCGGUAACUGAGGAGAUCCUCAAGGCCUGGAGGCAGCGGUGCACCAAACCGAAUGGGGAGACUGGUGGAGACAGGCUAAACAGGAACAGAACCAGGGAGAGGGGAUCCAGGCAAGCCUCUACCCAACAAGAAGAGCCCUGCAGCUGGGGAGACGCGGAGAAAAGAACCGGCUGGAGAA